AUGGAAGACUCUCAAGUUUGGGCAGCCUUAGGAAGAUAUCUUAUCCAAAGCCUCACAAGGAAAAAAGGUGUGGUCAUCCCAAAAUUCGGGACUUUUACGUUCACCUCGCAGGUUUCUUUAGACGGUGUGACAACUCAGGCACUAUCAAAUCGCGAUCAAAGAGAGCCAGUUUUUAUAGUUGCAUCUGAAUUAGCGCCUGGAGUUCGUUCAGGAAUAGCUCACUCAACAGGAGUUAGGCCUUAUUCAAAUAAAGGGUUUGGAGGUAGCGUACCUACAGUAAAGAUAAAUUAUGCGGAGCUUUCAGCUGGUUCUGGGAUCAAUAAAGAUGAAAUCAAAAAACGGUUGGAUCAAGAAAUUAGAAAAAUCAGCGAUUCUCUUAACUUUCCCGCGAGUGGACAAACCAUUCUAAAAAUUCCUAUUUUGUGAGUAAAAGCCCUGAUCGAGCAAAAAAAUUUUUUAGUAUAAAAAUAUUUUGUUAGUAUAAUGAAUCUCUAGCUAAAUCAGUUCAGUUUUAAACAGCUUACAUUUUAAAUGGCUUUCAAUUUUUGCGAAUUGAGAUUUUUUUUAAUUUCGAAAGAAAAAAAGUUCUAUAUAAUUUUUAAAAAAAGUUAUUCCUAUGAUUUUAAAUAAAUUUUUUUUGUUAAUUCACGAGGGGGAGGGAAGUAAGCAGAAUGAAGAUAUUAGGGUGGAAAUCCCUGGAUUAGGCAGCUUAGUUGCCAAAAAUAAAGUUAUAGCAGUUGUGUUUCAAAGAAAAUUCCAAGAAGUCCCGCCACAAGGGAUAAUUACUGAGGAUGGAGAAAAGUGGUUAAGAAACACACUAGGAAUUGAAUUAAGACCUAGCACUGCCCGCGUAGGCACAGAGAAAACAAGUGAAUUUAGAAACAGAGCUCAAUCAGCAUCGCCUGGAUGGAAGAAUUUCGAAGGAUUCAAAUUUGAAGACAACAAGCCGACUGCUGAUUUCGCAAUGCCAAAAAACGACUUGGUAAGACCUUCAAAUCCAAGAAAUCCUGAGAAAACGAUGGAGAGUUUUGAAAUGAAGCCAAAUCAAGAAUCUCAAGAAAAAAACCUUUCUUUGGAGCUCUCAAGUAUAGAUAUGGAAAAGUCAAGAUUUGAUGAAAAAAAGGAAGCUUUUGGCCCAAUGACUAAAGAGCCUGAAAGCAGGAAAAUUGAGUUGGAAAGGCCACAGCAUCCAAAACAAACAGUAAGGCCAAGACCUUCAUCAGCACAUCCAAAUAAAGUUGAAUCAAGGCUUACAGAUGAGCAGCCAUUUAGAAGUCCAGAAAGCCCAAUUAGACCUAGCUCAGCUCAUAAUUUUACAGAGAAACCAUUAGCAAGACAAGCCAAAUCAUUAACAAGUUUUAGACCUGAGCCUGUUAGCCUCAUGAGUUUUUUGAUUGAAAAUCAAGCUAUAAAUAAAAUGGCUUAAUGGCUCGGGCAUUGCCUUCGGCAAAGCAGCCUCGAUCACAUUUUAUUUAUAUGUGGCAUGAUUUUUCCAACCAAGAAUUGACAGUUAAGCAAUUAUGGUAAUGCAUAGGGCCUAGCCCUAGUCAAAUUUCAGAAUUGGAUUUUACCUCAAGGUAAAGGCGGGGUCAGUUGGAAAGGGAAAGCUCAGCAGCAACUGCAGGCAGCGCCUAGACCAUUCGGGCAACUCUCUAGCGUAAAACUGGGAGUUAUGCCCCAGGCUUUCAACUUUUCCAAUUUGUCAAAGGUCGCCCAAAAAUUUCAUUUUUUGGAUUUUGUGCCGUCAAACUUCAUUUAACUCAAGCAGCAUAUCGCAGAUGUCAAUAGUCUUCCCAUUCAGCAUGGAAUCGACAGCGCAAGAGACACAGAACCUAUUUCACACAGUGCCAUAGGAUCAGGUGUUGAAAGGAGGAAAUAUAGUUUUCGAGCCAAAACCUGCCUGCUUAAUCAUCAAAGAAGGUGAAUCCUCUGCGGGAAUUCAUGUGAAUGCGUUAGCAAUAGGCAGCAGCUAAGCCUAUAAUAAGUUUAAGUUUAAGAUUGAAAAUCAAGCUAAGUUUACCUUAAUCUGUCAAGCCAAAGAUCAUUCAGGCAAGGGGCUUCUUUCAACUGAAGAGUUUUUUGAAUCUGCCAAAAUGCUAGGAAGUCCUCUAGUUACUGAAGAAAACCUCAACCAUUUAGUCGCUGCCACAAACUGCAAAUCUGCCCAUAAAAUAAGAUACAAAGUGUUUAUUGAUGAACUGCAGCGAAUGAAUGCCCCUAAAGUGCAUCAAUCAAAAGUCUCAGUUGCCUCAGAUUUGACUGCAAAUUACGAUAGAUUUGCAGUAAUUCCGAUUGCCCAGCUUAUUUGGGACAAAAAACUAGUAAUAACUUCAUUAUCUCAAUCGGGAGGGAUGAGGCCAAGAGUUUCUCAAAGCCCGUCAGAGUUACUAUCAAUUAUGAAAAAAGCAGGAAUCACUAUUAAUAUCCAUCAGCUUAAAGCAGUACUAAGGGAGGGGAAUUUAAUUUCAGCAUCUCCACUUGAUCUUAUAAAAUGUGCAAGGAAUAUAAUUGCGCCUUCAUCUUCAAAUGUGUCAGUUUUUAGCGACAUUAUGAGUGAAACUAAAAUGCCACGGUCAGUUCCAGGUCCAAGAGAUGAAAUUUCUGAUAAAGUUAGAGGAUAUUUAAAGGAGUUUUCGUUGCCUGACUUUUUCAAAAGGGCUACUAACUCCCCUACUUUAAAUAUAAAAAAAAUUUUCUGUCCAAAUUUAAAUGUGCUAAUUUUUUUUAAAACCAAAAUUUUAAUAUAUCUAUAAAAUUUUUAAAAAAAAAUAUAGAACAAUAAUUUGAAUUUUAAUUACAUAAAAAAAUAAAUCUUUUCAGUGUAGAACUGUUUAAAUAGCGUUCUAUAUUAUAAAUUAGUUCUAUACUAAUUUUAUAAAAAUUAGUACUUUCGUUGAUAAAACUUUCCUUUGAAAAACAAAUUUUGUGACAAUGUAAAAGGAGUCAAAUUACUCAAAAAAUGCAAAUUUUGCAGAUAUUUUGUUCCAAUUUAAGGAGGAGGGGCAGUAAGGGAAACGUGCUAACCAAACAAAAUUUCGUUAAUUAUAUAUGUGAGCAAAGUGGGGGAAGAAUAAAAGCUUUUGAAGCAGAUCAAGCGUUCAGGAAAAUCAAUAAAGAUCGGGAUGAAAUUUCUGAAGGAGAAUUUUGUAGAGGUUUUCAAGUGUUUGAGGCGCCGAAGCAGACCACUGAGAGAUGCUUAAGAAAAAUCAAAAAUUGGCUGAGAAGUUCAAAAAUGACUGCAGAGCAAGGCUUUCAGCACUUGAAAAUGGUUUCUGAGGCAAGUAAAAGUAUUAAUAAAGACCAGUGGAGAAGGGCGAUGGAAGAAUUUAACUUCGUAUCUUCAGAUGCUGAUAUUCUGCUCAAGAUAAUUAUAAAAAUGGCGCCUAACCGCACCCGACUUCUUGAUGCAGCUUUCUUAAUCUUGUGGACAAGGCGCUUAAUGAGAAACCAAUGGAUUCAGGUGCGAUAUUAAUUUAUGUAUAUCUGGGUAGGUUUUGUCUUAAUUCUUGUAAUUGAAAAGAGUUAAUCUGGCUACUUCCUUUGGCACCAAGGUGGAACUAAGUGCGAUACCAGGGUUUAUGGUCUGAGCCCAGGAAUAAAAGCAUUUUCUUGUAACUGUUGAGGGCAAAACCCAGCAUCUCUUAUACUCCAGUUUUUUGCUCUCUAUUAAAGCUACUCAGCUGUCACCCUUGCAGAAGCUUCAUAGUCCUCCUCUACUAUACACUUGAGCUGACAAGGCGAGGAAGAGGCGCUCUCAACACACAAGACUUAGGAAGCUCCAUGGCGUUAGAAGUCAUAGAAGGAGCAAGAUAGUGUCAAUGCUUUUCUCGCUGGCUGGCUGAAUCAUUUCAACCAACCACAUGUUUGGCAGGAAUACGUAAAGUGGAUGAAUCUACUUAAGGACUCUUGGUGAUUGCAUAACCAACACAGCCAAGCCUACUUGCUAAUUAAGACAUUCUGUUCAAGAAUUUUGAUAGCAAUAAUGAUAGCGUCAUUGAUAUAAAUGAAUGAAGAAAUAAAAUUUAUGAAGAAGCUGGCCCACUUCAGGCGCUCCGUAAUACAAUAAUUUCGCAUAAAAUUAAACCUGAAGACAUAUUAAUAAAAAUCAAUGCUCAAGGUAGACAAAGGUUGAGUAUUCAAGAAAUGGCUCAAGCUUUACAACGAAUAGACCCAUCUUUAACUGUGGGAAAUGCUGUCGAUGUUGCGAGGAACGCAGCUGGAAAACGUGAUUUUAUAGAUGUCCAAGAUUUUUUGGUCCAAGUAUCCCAAACUCCUAUAGAGUACGAUGGAGACUGAAAAGAUGCCAUUUUAAGAAAAAUUGAACAGAAAAUGCAAGGGGAUACUCAAGCUUUGAGAAAGCUAUUUGAGGAAGCUGACACGAAGCAUACAGGGAAGCUAGAUAUAAAUAAAUUCCAAGACUGCAUCUAUAAAGCAAACUUAGGAAUUGAGGCUGUAGAUAUAGAAAGACUUGGCAAUAUUUUGAAUAAAGGCACAAAUCUUAUCGAGUUUAAUGAGUUUUUAGACAAGCUUGAAGGGCCUGGACUGCCACCUCAAGAUCCUCUAAAGGCAACAAUAUUGAGGCUACAAAUAUUUUUGAAGCAAAAUAAUUUGACACCAGAGCUGCUGUUAAAAAGAAUGGGCGGAAGAGUCCCAGUGCAAAAAUUCGCUGAUUUUUUGCUAACUAAAGUGCAACAAAGAUUGUCACGGUAUGUAAUAAUUGAUGUGGCACUGAAAUUUGAUGUAAAUCAAGAUGGGUUUAUUGAUAUUCAAGAUAUCUAUUCAGUCCUUUCAAGCUCAUCAUAUGCAGAAAUCAAUGCUUCUGCUCCUUUUCCUAGUCAACCGCUUCCAUCUGAUAGAGCGAAGUCAGUUAUAAGUGAAAUUCGAAAUACUUUGAUAAGAAAAAAGCUUAGUUAUGGAGACGCAUUUAAGCUGUUUGACAGAGAAAGAAACGGUGUUUUAUCUUCCAAAGAUUUCUCAGAUGGGCUUGACUUAUUGUUAACUUUAUCUCAGCCUAUAAAGGACGGACUUUUUGCUAUUAUGGAUAAGCAGAAAAUAGGGCUGAUUGACUUUGACGCUUUUGCAGCAGUAGUAAGAGAUGCCAAUAUAGAGCCCCCCAAGACUCAAGACAGCUGAAACUGGGAAUCAGAAACCCUCAGCAAGCUUCGUCAGUGGAUUUCAAGUGAAAACGUAACAAUUGAAGAAGCCUUCAGGGCUUUUGAUAAAGACUUUGAUGGCAUUAUCAGUAAAGAUGAUCUGAGAUAUGGAGUCCUCAAUGUAUUGAAAGUCAAAGAAGAAGAGUGUAACUCAAAUAAAAUUGACAGGCUGUACAAGCUUCUGGACACUUAUAAAAGAAAUUUAAUCCAGCUGUCAGAUUUUAAAACACUUUUUGAAGAAAAAAGAAACGCUGAUUGGAGAGAAAGUGCAAAGCAACAACUGGGGAUUUAUAUUUCCCGACACUUUGCCAGCUAUAGGGCAGCUUUUGAUAGUGUAUCAGGAGAUACUGGGAAAAUUACUUUGGAUCAAUUUUCCAAGUGGCUAUCUGAUAGCCAAGCUUUAUCUGGCUUCAAUUUGACUCAACAGCUCAUUCAGCAGCUCUUUGCAUACUUAGAUCCUCAUAAGAAAGGAUACAUUUCUGACCAAGAUUGGGAUUUAGGACUUGGAGGGUUUAACUACUCCAGUCAAUGUAUGCAAGAGAUUAAAGAUGCAAUUCGAAGCAAUUUUUCUGACAUAAAUGCAGCAUUUGAUUUCUUUUUGAGCUAUCAUAAAGGCUACCCUCAAAACAAGCUGACAAAGUCUGAAUUUGAGCAAGCCAUUGUUUCUUUAAUUCCUAAACGAUUCGAUCAAAGUGAGUUGACGAGGGUCUGAAACACUAUCUCUAAUAGCAGCUCACUCAUAGGAUUCCAAGAUUUUAAGACCCAUUUCGACCAUGGCAAAUUCAUGAGUACUUUUUCAGGCACCCGUUCAAGCAAAGUUUCUUCCAGACCUUCCACAUCUACUUUGACCCAAUCAUCUAUUAAGACUGAUGAAGAUCCCUUAAGAGUACUACAAGGACUUAUAAGGGCAAGCCCAUACAGCCUGGAAGAUAUUUUCAAACAAAUGGACACUGACCAAUCAGGGAAAAUUUCAAUCACAGAGUUCAGAAAUGCAAUGAGAAAGCUUAAUAUAGGCUUAACAGCGAGAGAUAUUGAUAUGAUCCAGGCAAGAAUUGAUACAAAUAACGACGGACUGAUUGACUGGGAUGAGUUUAAAAAACGAUUUAAGACCCCAGAAACUGAACAUAUCAUUAAAGGAACUGCUCAGCAGCGAUUAAACACAUUAAGACAAAACAUGUACUCAUAUAUGUUGUCUCCAAAAGACGCUUUUCAUCAGUUUGACACUGAAAGAAACAGAAAACUUACUUUUGCUCAUUUUACAGCAUUAGUAAAUAGACUCUGCCAGCUAGCAAAUGAGUCAGCACCACCUUUUACUAUUCUCAAAGAUUUGUUUGAUAUUAUUGAUAUCAGAAAAGAUAGUGUCCUUGAUAUGAGAGAGUGGCUGAAUACGUUUAAAGAUGUAGAAAGAAACACAUGGGAAGACUCGAGACAAUAUGAGAGAGAGUUUAGUUAGAGGGGUUAAAAAGGGGGUUAUUUCAGCCUCUAGCCAGUUGAGCUUCAGCUUCACGCUUCAUGUAGCACUAAGCACUGAAGCCACCUAACGCCCUUUUCUGUCGACAUCAUUCGAGGAGAUUCAUCUGAGUCUGCUUGGGCCAUAAAACUUCAGAAAAGGCUCUCUUAACCCCUGGUAGUGCUCGCGUAUGAGGUAACCGUCCGAUGCCUCCUUCUGGAACUACCUCUGCCAUUUGAAGGCAACAUAAUGCUUCUCCAGAAGUCCUCUAUUGGUGUUGCGCCGUCGGUCUUCCUGUCUGUGGGUCCAGGGGAGACCCAGUCAGCCCAGGCCACACCCCACCCCGGAAUUCUACCACCUGCGACCCAGUGCCUUUCUGCCCGUUUUUUUAUUUUCGCUGGUCGAAAUUUUGGGAUUUUUAAUUUUUGUCGCUCAAAAAGCCAAACCUUUUGUCCAUGAUGGCUUAAAUUCGAGACAAUAUGAAGAUAUUUGCAAACUGAUCUCCAAAAACAGAAAACUAUUGCAGACAGCUUUUGACUCAUUAGCCAAAGGCGGGAGAAUAGAGUUUCAGCAAGCUAAAGACGUGCUGUCAGGAUUUUUAAGAGAAAUUUCUUUGAGUGAUGAGCAAUGGAGGAAGAUCAUCGGGGUUGCUAUGAAAGAUGGAAUGGUCGACUAUAGAUUUCUUCUUGAUAUUUAUAAAGAUAGAGUUAGAGACAAACAAACUCACCCAAGACCUACUUAG
Blepharisma stoltei is the source of this 7345-nucleotide messenger RNA. Lineage: Eukaryota; Ciliophora; Heterotrichea; Heterotrichida; Blepharismidae. The record is from the annotation of a GenBank genome assembly.